Suricata suricatta (meerkat) is the source of this 814-nucleotide messenger RNA. RefSeq lists its product as uncharacterized. The record is from RefSeq and is a predicted model, not a curated record. The annotation marks the transcript as partial. The transcript has a single exon. Lineage: Eukaryota; Metazoa; Chordata; Mammalia; Carnivora; Herpestidae.
GCUGAAGAAAAAACGGGUGACAGCCAAGACAGCCAGAUUACCAUCUAAAAUGUCACUUAGCGACCCCAAGACACUGAGUCCAUGCAGCCCAGAAAAACAGCCCCUGCUAUCUAGUAUAGACAAGCUAUCUAGUGUCUCAAGUCCAAAAAAGUCACCCACACCCUCCAGUGCAGAAAGGUUAAGCAGGCCCUCGAGUCCACAAAACCAGUGUACGCCAUCUAGUAUACCAAAGGGAAUCAAGCCAUCAGAUCAAGGAAAGAAAAAGCCAUCAUGCUCAGACAAAAUAUUCCAGCUAUUUCACCUGGGAAAGUCCAAUAGAACAGGCCAUCUGGGGAAGCCAUACAAGCCAGCUCGUGCCCGGAAGCUAGCUGGUCAGGCAGUUUCAUCCGAUCCCAAAAAGGCAGUGAGCCCAUCUUGGCCAGCCAGUGUGCAGUACACAGUCAGGCGCAUCCUGCCUCUUUGUCCACCCCACCCACAAAAUCCCACCUCGACACCCAAACGAUCCUGUGUGCUGACACUAGCCCAAUCCUUCAGACAUCGGGAACUAAAAAGGUCGGUUUUCGGGCACAGGGCAGACAUGUUCUUUAGGCCUCAAUCAAUCAAGGCUUGCCGAUGCUAUAAGAAAAGAUGCCUUGUUUGUCAAAGUUCUGAGCCUUUGGUCAAUAAUAUUUCUGAGGCAAAGAACAGAAAUGCUCAAAACCCACUUUUUGCAAGUGAAGGGAAGCCUUUUACCCAGUCCUUUCUUAAGGCUGAUUACAGAGACAACGUAUUCUAUGGCAAUGUGAACGGCAAUGAUAUUAUGACCUAUGAGAAU